Molecule: messenger RNA, 3727 nt
Organism: Meleagris gallopavo (turkey)
Lineage: Eukaryota; Metazoa; Chordata; Aves; Galliformes; Phasianidae
Product: tyrosine-protein phosphatase non-receptor type 11-like
Biological process (GO): positive regulation of ERK1 and ERK2 cascade; protein dephosphorylation
Cellular component (GO): cytoplasm
Molecular function (GO): non-membrane spanning protein tyrosine phosphatase activity; receptor tyrosine kinase binding; cell adhesion molecule binding
Source: RefSeq, a predicted model, not a curated record
ACUGGGAGGGGUUUCCCCGCUCGCGGGGCUCCCCGCCCGCCGGGUGCGGUGGCAGCGCGGCAGUCGGUGCGGAGCCGUGCGGAGCCAUGACGUCCCGCAGGUGGUUUCAUCCCAACAUCAGUGGCAUCGAGGCAGAGAAGCUGCUCCUGACCAGGGGGGUCCAUGGCAGCUUUCUGGCUCGGCCCAGCAAGAGCAACCCUGGAGACUUCACUCUCUCUGUCAGGAGGAACGAUGAGGUGACGCACAUUAAGAUCCAGAAUACAGGGGAUUACUACGACUUGUACGGAGGGGAGAAGUUUGCCACCCUCGCAGAGCUGGUGCAGUACUACACUGAGCAGCAAGGGCUGCUGCGGGAGAAGAACAGCAAUGUCAUCGAGCUGAAGUACCCCCUGAACUGCCAGGACCCGACCUCGGAGAGAUGGUACCAUGGGCACCUCACUGGCAGGGAGGCAGAGAAGCUCCUGACGGAGAAAGGGAAGCCAGGCAGCUUUUUGGUGCGGGAGAGCCAGAGCAAACCGGGCGACUUCGUGUUGUCAGUGCUGACAAACGAGGAUAAGAUGGAGACGGGGGACCGCAAACCACACGUGACCCAUGUGAUGAUCCACUACCAGCCAGAUGGGAAGUACGACGUGGGGGGAGGUGAGAGGUUUGACACACUCACAGACCUGGUGGAGCACUACAAGAAAAACCCCAUGGUGGAGAAAUCUGGAGCUGUGGUCCACCUGAAGCAGCCAUUCAACGCCACUCGCAUCAACGCGGCCAACAUUGAGAACAGAGUGAGGGAGCUGAACAAAAUGGCAGAUCACAGCGAGAAGGCCAAGCAAGGGUUCUGGGAAGAGUUUGAGAUGCUGCAACAGCAGGAGUGCAAGCUCCUGUACCCCAGGAAGGAGGGGCAGCGACCUGAGAACAAGUCGAAGAAUCGCUAUAAGAACAUCCUUCCCUUUGACACCACGCGGGUGGCACUCCGAGACGUGGAUGAGAGCGUGCCUGGCUCAGACUACAUCAAUGCCAACUACAUCAAGAGCAUCCCUGAGGAUGGAAGGAACUCGGAGCAUUGCAAGAUCUACAUAGCCACCCAGGGCUGCCUGCAGACAACAGUGAAUGACUUCUGGACCAUGGUGUACCAAGAGAACAGUCACGUCAUUGUCAUGACAACCAAGGAAGUGGAGCGGGGCAGGAACAAAUGUUUCCGCUACUGGCCAGACAAGGGCUGUGCCAAGGAGUAUGGCUGCAUCUGCGUGCGAAACAUCAGCGAGCGCGAGGCACAGGGCUACUACCUCCGGGAGCUGGAGAUCCUGCACAUGGACAGGGAUGAGCGUCCCAGGGUGGUGAAGCACUACCAGUAUUUCAGCUGGCCAGACCACGGGGUGCCCAAUGAACCGGGAGGGGUUCUCAGCUUUCUGGACCAAGUGAACCGCACACAGCGAAGCAUUCCAGACACGGGGCCGAUCAUAGUGCACUGCAGUGCUGGAAUAGGACGCACAGGCACCAUCAUAGUGAUAGACAUUCUGGUGGAUAUUAUUCACAGGCAAGGUUUAGACUGCGACAUUGACAUCCCCAAAACGAUCCAGAUGGUACGCAGGCAGCGCUCUGGCAUGGUGCAGACAGAGGCCCAGUACAAGUUCGUUUACAUGGCUGUCCAGCAGUUCAUUGAAGCGGAGCAGAAGAGGCUGGAGGAAGAGCAGAGAAGUAAAAGGAAAGAGCGAGACUACUUGAAUAUUGGAUACCCUCCUGUGGAAAAAGGCAGAGCCAAAGGGCAGCCCCCUUCACCACGAGCCCAGCCUGUGGCUGAUGAUGAGUCAGCUUCCGUCUAUGAGAACCUCAACAUCAAAAGCCCAAAGGUUUCAGGGAUGAGUAACACGGGGCGAUAGAGGAGCUGAAGGUGAGGCUGUGCAGACCUGCAGGACUUACAGUGUUUACGUCCACCCUUUUCACAUGCUGCAACUGUGGACAGUGCUUUUUUGCCCAUUUUGCCUUCCCCGAGCACCUUGGAUUCAGCGAGGAGCUAAGAAGCAAGCAGAGCCUUAAGAACAUGCCUUGAGCUAACUUAUUCUUGAGAAGGACCUUCUCCUGGUUUCCCCUGUAUCAGUAGGUUGAUAUUUAUGUGGAAGUGCCUCUGGACAUUUGUUGGGCAUCGAAGCUGUUUUAAUUGUUGUUGGUGUUUGUGUUUUCUUUUUUUUUUUUUUUAAUUUUAAGAUUGUUAUUUUUUACAUGUAAAUUGUUAAGAAUGGAAAUGCCUAUUUGCUUAGGAGCUUUCCCAGGGUUGCCCACUUAGGGCAUUAGUCAAGUAUUAGUGCACUUCAAUAUGUUCAUUAGGUCAAUCAUUUCCGAGCUAGAAGUGUUUGCUUCUAGGCUAAUUUCCAGGCUAACUUUGCUGCCUUGAAGGUGGGAAGUAGCACUGCCUGGAUCCCAGGUAUCUGUGCCUCUGUUGAUUCUUCUCCUCACACUUCUGGCUGUUGCAGUUAUAGCUUUCUAUGCAACCCUGCUGUACAACAGGUGAGGUGUGUGUGUGUGUGCUUGGAGCUGCGUGUGAGCAUCAUGGCAGGGCUGGGAGGCAGAGGUGGGCACCCUCACUUUGGUGUGAGUGUUGAGCCCUGAAAGCCCAUCUAGCUGGAGUUUGCUGACGAGCAGGAAAGCAGUUUGACUGUGCACUGUGCUUUCAGCCCCCCUGGGUGAAUAACACACCCUAGGAUGCUGAGCUGAGCUGAACUUGUAGAGCUGGGUCCCUCUAAGCUUGAUGCAGCUCUGCUGUUUCCUUGCUGUAUGACCUCUCCUUCCCCCCACAGCUAUAUGACAAGUGCUGUGUGUGCUGCAUUGGGUGCUGUAGGAGCACUUAGGAUUUGACCAGUGCCACGGAGAUGAGUGUGUUACUGGGUGGAGUGUUCCAGCUCUGUUGAUGAAUCUUGACUUGUGACUGCUGGGGCUUCCUGCUGUUCCAGCCCUUCGGUCUGCAAAUAGAACCCCCCUUUUUGUAGGAUUCACUGGGGUCAGAGUGCCAGUGUUGACUUCUGGAGCAUGCAGGGUGCUGAUGUGCUCCGGGGUCACUGCCCCUCUGCCUGGUCAGGGACCUUGGUGCCCAAGAGCCUGCAUGAGCAGGAGGGGCUGAAUGAAAGCACGAUGGCAUCCCUUGGCUGUAUUUCCUGACUGGUCUUCCUGGUCCCUACUCACAGGACAGGAAAACUGUUUUAUUUUUAUUGCACUUUUAAUAAAUGUUGAAUAUUCUCAAAGCUUUUCUUAUUCUUUUCCCCCUCUCUUUUUAAGUGGUUGGGAAAGUGGCUGACAAUCAGUGUGGACAAGGGGCCUCCUGAACAUCUGUGAGCUGUGAGAUCAGUGUGCUCACUGUUUACCACCCAUGACAAUGGGUGUGAUGGGGCUGAAGAUGCCGUUUCCCUCCCCCCUGCCCUUAGGUCUCAUCAGUGGGACUGAGAAGUAACGUAGUUGCACAUGACAGAACACUUCAUCACUGCUAGUGCCAGUUUGCUGGGCUUAAUCUCAAAUGCACCUUUUACAAUGAAAGUGCCUUCUCUGCCCUAAGUCUCAGUGAGCCACUUUUUCCAAGAACGCACUUAAGCUGGUGCUGUGAAGAUAUCCUUCCAGCAGCAAGUGGAUGGGAUGAUGCAAGGGAGAAUCCCUGUCGAGCCCAGGGCCUUUGGCAGAAGUUGUUGCAGUGCCUGGACUAAUUUCUGCAGCCAUGUGGCUGGCACAGAUAAUAGCAGCCUGCAGCUAA